UUUUUCCAACGGCCAGUGAACGUGUCUCGCUCUGUCAUGUGACGAAGAGCAGCUGACCGGAAGCAGCUAGGCGGAAGUGGAUGAAAACAACGAUGAAGGCUCUGGGCAGAAUAUCUGCAACAGAUUGUGUCAAACUGUGUCACAGAGUAGUGGAUGGGCUGUGUGGACGAGAGCCUCCAUGCAGGAGUGAUUAUAGCGCCACCUGGAGCCUGGAAGAGUGGUUGCAGCUACUUGACUUCUUGAGUGGCCUGUUCCGUUCUACGGUGGGGAGCAACAUCACAGAUGAAGAGGUUCUGGCUAAGCUGUCGGAUGUAGAUCACAGCCACAGCCAAGCGGUUCUGAGCGUGGUCAGAGCACGAGAGGAGGAGAUCCGGCGUGCUCUGCUGGACAGAACCAACAGCAUCUCUUCUGCAACCCUGCAGGACUUUGACUGGCAGCUUAAGCUGGCCUUGUCCAGCGAUAAGAUCUCAUCUUUAAACACGCCGCUGCUCAGCCUAUCUCUGGAUGUGAGGGAGAAAGGAGCGCUUCGGCCCAUCACCAUGGAGCUGAACAAAGAGGAACUGAGCUCCCUCAUCAGCUCACUGGAGGCAGCUAACAAGGUGGUGCUGCAGCUGAAAUGAUGGACCAAGAAGAUGCAGCUGUUUCGGAUGUAAUAAUUAACUUAAUGUUUUUUUUUUUUCCUGUGAUGCCUUUUGGUUCUGUAUUAAAAUUCAUGUUUUUCUCUCUGA
Molecule: messenger RNA, 728 nt
Organism: Cyprinodon variegatus (sheepshead minnow)
Lineage: Eukaryota; Metazoa; Chordata; Actinopteri; Cyprinodontiformes; Cyprinodontidae
Gene: commd8
Product: COMM domain containing 8
Exons: 5
Coding region: 81-620 (179 amino acids)
Source: RefSeq, a predicted model, not a curated record